This is a messenger RNA of Cherax quadricarinatus, 1408 nucleotides long. The record is from RefSeq and is a predicted model, not a curated record. Lineage: Eukaryota; Metazoa; Arthropoda; Malacostraca; Decapoda; Parastacidae.
AGAGUCUAGUCGCUGGAACAACCAGUGGUCCCUCAGAACCUGCUCAGGGAUCGUGGACCAACCAGCGGUCCCUCAGAGCCUAGUCAGAGACCGUUGAACCAACCAACUGUCCCUCAGAGUCUAGUCAGGGACCGCUGAAAUAACCAGCGGUCCCUCAGAGUCUAGUCAGGGACCGCUGAAAUAACCAGCGGUCCCCCAGAGUCUAGUCAGGGACCGCUGAAAUAACCAGCGGUCCCUCAGAGCCUGGUCAGCGACCGCUGGACCAACCAGCGAUCCCUCAGAGCCUAGUCAGCGACCGCUGGACCAACACUAUUUACUUCAUUACGUGUCCACAAGGCUGGGAAGAAGAAACCCUGAACAAGUCUGGCACCUUAUAUAUCAAGAUGAGUCUUGCAUUAACCUCUGAGUUAGUGGAACAGUAUCGGGAGCAGGUCGAGAGUGAAUCAUCCUCUGUGUUGGCUAUGAAUGCUUGUUUCAAGGCUGAUCCAUUGGAUAUGUGUUUAUGUCGAAGCAAAGUGAUUGCAACAAAUCACGUAUUUACUCAUAAGGUUGAGAGUGAAGGGAGACCAGUUACUAACCAAAAAUCUUCUGGACGUUGUUGGAUCUUUGCCUGUCUCAAUGUCAUGCGGCUUCCUUUUAUCAAACAGUAUAACUUGGAAGAGUUUGAAUUUUCACAGUCUUAUCUCUUCUUUUGGGAUAAGUUAGAGCGAUGCAACUACUUCCUCAACAAGAUGGUAGAGUGCACCAGACGAGGAGAAGACGUAGAGGGUCGUCUUGUAUCAUUCCUUCUCCAUGACCCAGUUAAUGAUGGAGGUCAAUGGGACAUGAUUGUCAACCUUAUUACUAGGUAUGGUGUGAUGCCCAAGAAAUCCUUCCCAGAAUCAUUUAGUGCUGAAAACUCCAUGAGGAUGACCAAAAUCCUACAGAGUAAGUUGAGAGAAUACACGCGAGAACUGCGUACAGUAAUCAACAAAGGUGGUGAUGAUGCUGCAGUUACAGAGACGCUAAUACGCCAGAUGAGUGAAAUAUAUCGAAUUGUAUCAAUUUGUCUUGGAAUUCCUCCUCAAACAUUUACUUGGGAAUAUUAUGAUAAGGCCAAGGCAUACCAUAAAGUUGGACCCCUUACCCCAUUAGAAUUCUACACUGAAUAUGUGAAAAUUGUGUAUAACGUUGAAGACAAGGUAUGUUUAGUAACAGAUCCUAGACCUAACAAUGCAUAUGGGUUGGCAUAUACAGUUGAUUGUUUAGGAAAUAUGGUAGAUGGCCGUCUGACCGUUUAUAAUAACCAGCCUGUGGAAACCUUAAUGAAACUCUGUUGUGAGAGUAUAAAAAGUGGAGAAUGUGUGUGGUUUGGCUGUGAAGUGGGCAAGAGAUUUGCUGGCAAACUUGGAAUUCAAGAUAUUGACAU